AUGAGCUCGACCUCGUCGUCCUUCUCGGUCCCAAUCCCGGCCGAGUACCAACAAGACCUCGACGACGAGGAAAUCCUCGCCUCUCUGGGUCAGUACGCGCCCGUCACAUCCGAGAGGAAUGUGUGGGCAUUCUGGGACAAGGGCGUGGCGGUGAUGCCGGGAUGGUGCAAGCGCAACGUGACGAACUGGGUCCGCAUCCUGGGGCCGUCCUGGACGGUGCGGGUUCUGGACAUGGUGUCCGACAGCCCGAACCACACGCUCAAGUACCUCCCCGCCGACUUCCUCCCCGAGACAUUCGUCCACGGCACGAUGGACGGCCCGUAUGUGGGGCCCCACUCGGCCGACUUCAUCCGCGGAGCGGCGCUCUACCUGCACGGCGGCGUGUUCAUGGACGUGGGCAUCAUGCUCAUCCGCCAUCUCGACCGCGUCUGCUGGGACGCCCUCGCGGACGAGGCCUCGCCGUUGCGGGUUAGCGUUCCGCUCACGUAUGGGCAGAUCAUCGCCAACCAUUUUGUUGCCGCUCGAAAGGGCGACCCUUACAUCAAGCGCUGGCACGACCUCUUUCUGCAUGUGUGGCAUGGCCGCACAAACUACCGCGGCAUCAUCAAGCACCCCGUUCUGCAGUUCGCUCUGACCACCAGUUCCUUCGACGAGAGCAAAGAAGCCAGCUUCAACUGGAACUUCAAGGUCGACCCGGAGACGGUAUUCGAGUACAUCGCGCAGGUUGUGUGCAGGACGCGGCUCACGCACCUGGACGAUGCCGGCGACGGUUUCUCCUGCGCAGACUACUGGGAGAAGAAAGUCCUCACCUUUCGCGCGGUCGACGAGAACUGGGGCGCCGAGUCGAUGGUGGGGUUCGAAGGGCCGAAGCUGCGCGACCUCCUCGCGCUCCGUCUCGACUCGGAACCGUCAACGCCCGAAUACGCCAAGGCGUCCAAUUUGGUCUGGCGAUUGCUGACGAGGAGCAGCAUGCAGAAGGUCUCGCACGGCAAAGGGCUGACCAGCGAUGUGAUGCUGGGAGCGUUGUGGGAUAUGCCCGAGAAUGAGACGGCGGACUGCGCGCCGGGCACGUUUGCGUGGCUGCUGAGGCAGGGGCCGCUUUGUCUGCGCCAGACGAGGGCGGCCGUUCAGAUUGUGCCCGCUCCGCCGGUCAAGGAACGCUGGAGGAAGGGGGUGCUGGAGCCUUGAGUAGACUGUAGGGACCCAAAGCACUAUCGCCCAUGUAUGUACUUGUACUACAUCCAUACCCAUGGACCUUCUAAAAAGGGUCCAGGUUGUUUAAUGACCACGGGUCCUUGCUUUUGGCCAUGGGACCAAGUUGACCUGUGGUUAUACUUCAG
This is a messenger RNA of Chaetomium strumarium, 1340 nucleotides long. RefSeq lists its product as uncharacterized. The transcript has 3 exons. NCBI's taxonomy places the organism in Eukaryota, Fungi, Ascomycota, Sordariomycetes, Sordariales, Chaetomiaceae. The coding region runs from base 1 to 1188 and encodes 395 amino acids. The record is from RefSeq and is a predicted model, not a curated record.